Messenger RNA from Phyllopteryx taeniolatus (common seadragon), 2176 nucleotides. RefSeq names its product grainyhead-like transcription factor 2b (gene grhl2b). The record is from RefSeq and is a predicted model, not a curated record. Gene Ontology annotation, biological process: brain development; neural tube development; regulation of transcription by RNA polymerase II. The transcript has 16 exons. Gene Ontology annotation, molecular function: RNA polymerase II cis-regulatory region sequence-specific DNA binding; DNA-binding transcription activator activity, RNA polymerase II-specific. Gene Ontology annotation, cellular component: nucleus. NCBI's taxonomy places the organism in Eukaryota, Metazoa, Chordata, Actinopteri, Syngnathiformes, Syngnathidae. The coding region runs from base 349 to 2142 and encodes 597 amino acids.
AUUUAGCGACGCCAAAUACAAACAUCGCCGUGUUGACGUGUGUAUAAAUCAUGUUUACAUCGUGACAAAGUACUAAAGUUAACUUUUGUGUUCGGAAAAGGAGCCGAGGGAGGGUGGAGUAAAACAACCCGGGGCUUUACCUGCCGGGUACCGGGAAGAGAGACGAGAGGGUGGCAGCGAGGUGGUGACAGGAGGAGGGGAGUUUAAAAAAAAAAAAAAACAGUCGGAGAAAAAAGAAAAGUGGACUUACCUGUACGCCAACUUCUGCCAACCCGCUCCCUCUUAUCACCUGCUCCGACUUGAAAGUCCAGUUCCACCAGGCAGCAAGCCGGGGAGAGGAGGUGAAAUAUGUCACAGGAGACAGACAACAAGCGUCUGGUGGUGGUGGUCCCCAACGAGAGCUCCUUCCCGGCGGUGCGGCGGGCCUACACCAGCGAGGAUGAGGCGUGGCGCUCGUACCUGGAGAACCCGCUGACGGCCGCCACCAAGGCCAUGAUGAGCAUCAACGGCGACGAGGACAGCGCCAAUGCCCUGGGUCUCCUCUACGACUACUACAAGGUUCCUAAAGAAAAGCGCCUUCUGACCGCUCCCAAAGCUGUGGAAAUAACAGAAGAGCAGGAGAAAAGGUUGCCUAGCAACCCCAACGGCGUCCAGGGCGAGGCCUUGGACAACCGCGUCCAGGUCCUCAAGUCGGUCCCCGUCAACCUGUCGCUCAACACGGAGCACCCCGGCGGCCCCGAGGCGGGCGGCGCGCCCUCCGUGGCCCCGGUGAAGGCCGAGGCCUACGUGCCCGUCUACAUGACGACGGCGGGCGCCGGGCUCCACUACCGCGUGGACGGCGAGGAGGCGUCCCGGGUGGUCUACGAGCAGAGCCCCUACGAGGUGACCGCCGUCAGCCACGGCUCCUACCCCAAGGACGACCAGCGGAGCCCGCCGGACAGCCCCUUCGACGAGGACAGGGACACGAAGUACCACACGCCUUCGUCUCUGGCAUCAGACGACUUCUUGUUCCACCAGGACGGAACCGAGAGCUUCCAGUACACGCUGGACGCCACCCGCUCGCUGCGCCAGAAGCAGGGCGAGGGCCCCAUGACCUACCUGAACAAGGGCCAGUUCUACGCCGUCACCCUCAAUGAGCUCAGUGCCAACAAGCGCCUACGGCACCCCAUCAGCAAAGUGCGGAGCGUGAUCAUGGUUGUGUUUAGCGAGGACAAAAACAGGGACGAGCAGCUGAAAUACUGGAAGUACUGGCACUCCCGGCAGCACACGGCCAAGCAGCGAGUCCUGGACAUCGCCGACUACAAGGAGAGCUUCAACACCAUCGGCAACAUUGAAGAAAUCGCCUACAACGCCAUCUCCUUCACGUGGGACGUCAAUGAAGAGGCUAAAAUCUUCAUCACGGUCAACUGCCUGAGUACGGACUUCUCGUCGCAGAAGGGCGUGAAGGGUCUGCCGCUGAUGAUCCAGAUGGACACGUACAGCUACAACAACCGCAGCAACAAGCCUCUGCACAGGGCCUACUCGCAGAUCAAAGUCUUCUGUGACAAGGGAGCUGAACGUAAGAUAAGAGAUGAAGAGAGAAAGCUCUUCCGCAAGAAGUCCAAAGGCAAAGAUGGCACCGCGGGCGUCAUAAGCGCCCCGAAGAAGACGGACACCACGUACUUCAAGACCAUGAGCGACCUGGAAGCGCAGCCAGUCCUCUUCAUCCCCGACGUCCACUUCGGAAACCUGCAGCGGGCCGGACAGGUGUUCACCUUCAACACGGAGGAGAUGGAGCGAGAAGGGAGCGUGCUGGUGAAGAGGAUGUUCCGGCCGGCCGAGGGAGACUCGUGUCCGUCGCCGCACAAGCACAUCAAGGAGGAGGCGCACAAGAGAGUGCUGCUGUACGUCCGCAAAGAGACGGACGAGGUGUUCGACGCGCUCAUGCUCAAGUCUCCCACGCUCCGAGGCCUCGUGGACGCGAUAUCGGAAAAGUACGACGUGACCACCGACAAGAUCGCCAAAGUCUACAAGAAAAGCAAAAAAGGCAUCCUGGUGAACAUGGACGACAACAUCAUCGAGCAUUACUCCAACGAGGACACGUUCAUCCUGCACAUGGAGAGCUACGCCGACACCUACAAGGUCACGCUGACUGAAAUAUGAACCACCACACACGCAAAAAAAACAACAACAACAA